AAGUUUUUAAAUGUGUUCUCACUAUCAAAUUUAAUAGGCUCCUCUCUUUCUCUCUCUGCCCCCUCUCUCUUUCUAGAUUUUCUCAGUGGAUUGGUUCUCUGAGAGAGGGGCGUUAAUCUCGGUGCUGCAAAAUCCUAAUCCAUUGUGUUGCUUCAUUUGCAGGUACAUUCCCUAAUUAGUUGAAUAUUUCCUACCAAAGCAAGGUUACCUUUUAAUUUUUGAAAAUGUUCGGGCUUAAGAAGUCGCCCUUGCAUAGGAAUGCUAGGAAUCACUCUGUGAAUCCUGGAUCCGGUGGUUAUUCAAGUUCAAAUCCUUUUGAUUCUGACAAUGAAUCAGACAACAAGGAAACUAUAAAACCUGCUCGGACGCCCUUGCAUAGGAAUGCUAGGAAUCACUCUGUGAAUCCUGGAUUCGGUGGUUAUCCAAGUUCAAAUCCUUUUGAUUCUGACAACAAAGAAACUAUAAAACCUGUUCGGAGAACUUCGUCAGAGCCUUCUCCAGUUACCCCACAUUUGAGUACAAACACUUUUGAUGAUGAUGAUGAUAUUAAACAGACUCAUUCAUCUGCUUACUCCGUGACUUCAACAGAAAGAAAUAAAUACAAAAAUGAGUUCAGGGACUCUGGAGGAUUUGAGAACCAAACUGUACAGGAGUUGGAAAACUAUGCAGUACACAAGGCUGAAGAGACAACGAAAUCUGUUAACAAUUGCCUGAGGAUUGCAGAAGACAUCAGACAAGAUGCCACAAAAACUGUAAUCACAUUACAUCAGCAGGGUGAACAAAUUACAAGAACCCACUUAACUGCAGCUGACAUUGAUCAUGACCUUAGCAGAAGUGAAAAACUUUUGGGUACUCUUGGAGGCUUCUUUUCUAAGAGUUGGAAGCCUAAGAAGACACGCUCAAUUACAGGGCCAGUAAUUACUAGAGAUGAUCCAGUUCAAAGAAGGGGUAACCACCUGGAGCAGAGAGAAAAGUUGGGGUUGAACUCUGCACCCAAGGAACGCUCAAGUUCACGAACACUACCUCAGGAACCUACUAAUGCACUGCAGAAAGUUGAGGUUGAGCAUGCGAAGCAAGAUGACGCAUUAUCAGAUCUCAGUAACCUGUUGGGAGAGCUCAAACAUAUGGCUAUUGACAUGGGGUCUGAAAUCGAAAGGCAGAACAGAUCCCUGGAUCAUUUUCAAGAUGAUGUAGAUGAGCUCAACUUCCGAGUUAAAGGUGCUAACCAGCGUGGCCGCCGCUUACUUGGCAAAUGACCUAGCAUUUAUCUCAUGUAUUAGCACUAGAUGUUAACGUGCUCAUUUUCUUCAUAAUACCAAUUUUUUCAUCUGUUAUUUCUGAUUUUUUUUUUAGUAUACCUGGUGAUCGGCUUGCAAAUCAACAAAUUGCUGAAAUUUACUUGCUUUUUACUUUCUCAGUUAUC
Molecule: messenger RNA, 1423 nt
Organism: Solanum lycopersicum (tomato)
Lineage: Eukaryota; Viridiplantae; Streptophyta; Magnoliopsida; Solanales; Solanaceae
Product: SNAP25 homologous protein SNAP33
Cellular component (GO): SNARE complex; plasma membrane
Molecular function (GO): SNAP receptor activity
Source: RefSeq, a predicted model, not a curated record